Messenger RNA from Astyanax mexicanus (Mexican tetra), 7805 nucleotides. Its product is annotated as MAM and LDL-receptor class A domain-containing protein 2. Gene Ontology annotation, molecular function: protein binding. NCBI's taxonomy places the organism in Eukaryota, Metazoa, Chordata, Actinopteri, Characiformes, Acestrorhamphidae. Bases 322 to 7440 code for a protein of 2372 amino acids. The transcript has 51 exons. The record is from RefSeq and is a predicted model, not a curated record. Gene Ontology annotation, cellular component: membrane.
GUUUGAUUAUAAUUUCUUGGGAGAGGAACUUUAUACCAGGCUCUAUUGAUACCAGGGAUUCCUAGCCUCUCUAUCAAGGGACAAGGUGCUAAACGUACAAUCAGGGAUAUGAUGUAGUUCUAAUCAGUCCUAAUGGCCAUAGCGAACAGAUUAAGGCAGAUGUAAGGUGAAGGAACAGAUGAGCAUGUGUGUGUGUGUGUGUGUGUGUGUGUGUGUGUGUGAAAAGUAUUAAAGGUGAACGGGUGCACCCUGGACUUUGAUUCUUCUGGUUCAUAAAAUCACUUAGUAGAGUGGGCUUUAGCUGAUUCUGUUCACUACAGGAUGGACAGACUGCUUGUCCUGCUGCUUGCAGCUGCUUCCUGUACUGGUGGCCAGUUCCACUCUCUAUAUAAGGACCAUGUGAAUGCAAAUGAAGACAGUGACACAGAUGGGUUUGAUGGUUCGUGUGACUUUGAGAAGGAUGCAUGUCAGUGGAAGGAUAACAGUAAGGAUGCAUUUCGCUGGAGGCUGGAGAAGGCCAAUAUCAGCAGAAUUCCGGGUGUGGAUCAUACCACUGGAUCACCAUGGGGUCAGAUCAUGCAUGUAAACGGUUCAAGUUCUAAUAUUUUCUCAGAGGCCAUUUUGGAGCACACCUUCAAUCAGUCCACUGCUCUCGGGUGUCAGAUAAGCUUUUGGUAUCAUCUUCAUGAUCCCGUUGGAAUAUCGUCUCACUUUGUAUUGAGCCUGGUCAGUGAAGGGUCUUCUGUGGUCCUGUGGAAUAUAAAGAAAGGGCAGACUGAUGGUUGGGAAAAUGCAUCAGCGAUAGUUGGGAAUCGUCCUAAAGCAUUUAAGAUGGUGUUUUCUGUAGAUCCCACAUAUAUCGGAGAACAGGACGUGAUGCUGGACGACAUUAAGUUAACAGGCUGUGCAGAAGGGGAUGUUCCUGCAGGCUCAGAGCUGCUCAGCUGUGACUUUGAGAAGGACGUGUGCGGUUGGUACCCAGACUACUCCACCAGCCUCACCUGGCAGAGGGCUAAUGGUCGAAAACCCUCAUAUGACAAUCAGGGACCGGGAUAUGACCACACAACUGGUUCUGGUUAUUACAUGUAUAUUGCCCCAACACGCAGCUCCAACCCCUCACAGACAGCCAGGAUGGUCAGUUAUCCUCAGCAAGGCAAAUGCAUCAGCUUCUGGUAUCAUAUUUAUGGAGGCAGCAUCGGCUCUCUUAGAUUCAUCUCCAAGAACAGUGAUGGGGCUGAGACAGUGAUGUGGAUGAGGACUGGGAAUCAGGGAAACAAAUGGCGCUUCGCUGAGCUCAGCUUUGCCCACAAUGACAGCCCAGUACAGUUUAUUUUAGAAGGUGUCUUAGGAGGCACAGAUGGCAGCAUUGCUAUAGACGACGUUCAGGUGUUGAGCAGUGUGAACGGUUCGUGUCCAGCUGAAAGAGAGUGCACGUUUGAGAGCGGCCUGUGUGGCCUGCAGACUGAACCUGCAGCCCAGUUUCCCUGGAUCAGAACCACCGGAGAACAGACUGCAGGCACCACCAGCCCAAGCGCAGAUCAUACUCUGGGCACUGAUCAAGGCUACUACCUGAGCGCUCAGCUAUGGAAGUACCCUCCUGGUAGCCGAGGCAGCGUGAUAACUCAGGAUAAUGAGCCGACUGCAGAGAGCGGGGUGUGCUGGAUGUUCUGGUAUCACAUGGCUGGGAAGGACGGUGGAACUCUCAGUGUGUAUCUGCAGCAGUCAAACAACAGCAGCUCGAAGGUUCCUCUCUGGAGUCGCAGCAUAGAGCAAGGAGAGCGUUGGAGACACAGCAGAGCCACUGCACUCAGCCCUCACUACUCUUACCAGAUUGUAUUUGAAGCAGUGGUUGGAGAGGGUCAGGUUAAGGACAUCGCUAUAGAUGAUCUGUCUGUUCUAAAUGGGCCCUGUUCUCCUAAUGGGCUGUGUGACUUUGAGAUGGACGAGUGCGGCUGGGUGAACAGUGCACUCAGUGAUCACAGUGUGCCCUGGAGCUGGACUUCAGGAGCUAGUGGCUCCGGGUUCUCACCUGAGGUCGACCACACCACCAAUUCUGCCCUUGGACACUACAUGGCCUUUGAUUCAAAAUACGACAGAAAUGAGCAGGUUGCUCACCUUCAGAGUGAACUAAUGCCGCCAGUGGAUCAUGCCUGCCUGGAGUUCUGGUACUACAUGAAUAUGUGGGGCACUGUGGAUAAGCUAACGCUAGAUAUAUAUGUGAAUGAGUCUGGCACCCUUCACUUCCUGUGGAAUAAGACUGGUGCUCAGGGUAAAGUGUGGAACAAGGUCACUCUGGAUUACCGAGCAUCUGAAAAUUACCAGAUUGUGUUUGAGGCCAGGCGGCCACCAUACGAUGAGGGAGUCAUUGCCUUGGAUGAUAUCUACAUCAAAGAGAACACAGGCUGCUCUGACCUGAUCCCCACUACACCAGCCCCCACCACGGAGCCCACCACCCCACCUCCAUCCUCCAUGGACUGCAGCUUUGAGGAAGGACUGUGUGACUGGAUUCAGGAAGCUGAGCAUGGGAUCACUUGGAACCGUCAACAAGGUCUGCAGAUGGACACAACCACCAAAGGACCCUUGUAUGACCACACCACAAAAAACAGCCACGGGUUCUAUCUUCUUCUUAACAUGUCCGGAGAUAAAGAUGAGCAGUCAGCGGUCAUUUCUGCCCCUGUGACUGUAGAGACCCCCAGUGUCUGUGUGGAAUUCUGGUAUUACAUGCUAGGAACACGGGUGGAAAGCUUGGACCUGCUGGUUCAGACGAAAAAAGCAGAAACGGUUGUUGUAUGGACUAGAAAAGGAACAGAAGCUGCUGAGUGGCUGAAUGGCCAGGUCACACUCAGCAUGAAUGACAUACAGAGAGUAAAACUCUCUGGUAGCAGAAAUGCUAACAGCAGCGGAUUCAUAGCUAUAGAUGAUGUGAGAGUGAGCCCAGGUGCCUGUAAAGAUCACAAUUCAUGUGGUUUUGAAGACGCUUCACUGUGUGGGUUUGAGCAUGAUGUGACUGAUAGCACUCACUGGAGCCGUGUGGAUGGCAGCACUGGACAUAUUGAUCACACCUACAGAAGUCAACUGGGUCAUUCAAUGGCUGUUUUGGGAAAGGACCUUCUAAAUUUAGCAUCCACACAUCUGCUAACACCAGAAUACAGCAAAACUACAGAGACCUGUGUGCGUUUCUGGUACUGGCUGUCUGCUAGCCCUGCUGAUUCUCUUGCUGUGCAUGUUUAUCUGAAUGGAGAGCUUGGCCGUGCACUGUGGUCUCUCUCUGGAGUGCCCUCUACAGGCUGGGAGGUGGCGGAGGUCACUGUGUCCUCUCCAUCCAAAUUCAGGGUGGCGUUUAAGGCAGAGAUAAGCCCCGCCCAAAAGACCUUCAUUCUCCUGGAUGAUGUGUCGGUGAGAGACGGUGCCUGCUGUCCCAGAGGAAGUUGUGAUUUCGAGUCAGGGUCAUGUACAUGGAUGAAUGCUGCCAACAGAGACUCAGAUGGUCAUGACUGGGUCCCCGCAGAUGGACACUCUCUCGGCCCUCCAAUUGAUCAAACGACGCAUACAGCAUAUGGAAGGUUUAUGCUGAGCCCAUCUCAGGCAGAACACAGCAGCAAAGCGGUGCUCAUCUCUGAGCGAAUCCUACAGAACUCCAACUCCUGCUUCACUUUCUGGUACCAUAUAAACAACAGUGACUCAGGGAUGUUGCGAGUGUUUCUAGAUGCAGAAAAAGGAGAAGAGCUGAUGUUUGAAACAAGUGCUGCUGGACACAGCUGGAGAAAUUUCUCUACAACAGUGUCUGAGACUAACCCUUUUCAGAUUCGUCUGGAGGCAGAUUCUGGAAAUGGUGGAUUUAUGGCCGUGGAUGACGUAACAAUUAUGAAAGGCCGGUGUGAAGAUGAGGCUGUAGAGAGUGGGCUGUUUGUUGGCUGCCAGUUUGAGACGGACAGCUGUGGAUGGACAGAUGUGAGUGUGGGGCAGUUUGUCUGGCAGCGAGAUCACAAUGGAACAACCACUGCCAACACUGGCCCGUCAGUGGACCAUACUACUGGAACAGAGCUGGGCUGGUAUAUGGCAGUAGAAGCCAGUCAUGGAGAUCAGAACAGCUACGCUGCACUGCAGAGUCCAGCCAUGAAGCAAGCCGGCGCUGAGUGUGUGCUUGAGUUCUACUACCACAUGUACGGAGAGGGUAUUGGGGAGCUGAAAGUGUUUCUUCAAGAAGGCCCAAGACGAACUAUUCUGUGGUGGAAAUCUGGUGAUCACGGAGACGAGUGGCUUCGGGCAGAGGUGGCAGUAGGUCGCACUCAUCAGGUUUUCACCAUCCUCUUUGAGGCCACCAGGACCUUUAGUGAGCUCGGGGACAUCGCCAUAGAUGACCUUGCCUUCAUCAACUGUUCCCUGCCAGAGCCUCAGGACUCAUGUCCUACUGGUACAUUCACAUGCUCUAACCGCGUGUGUGUGGAGGCAAGCAGAGUGUGUGACUUUAGUGAUGACUGUGGAGAUGGAAGUGAUGAAGCACAUUGUGAUGAGCUGGGUUAUAAACAGCGCUGCAGUUUUGAGCAAGGCAUGUGCUCAUGGCAGAGUAAUGAAGGAUGGGAUGGGUGGAGCCUGCAGAGUGGAGAGAGGGCGUGGCCGGUGCGUGGACCGCCUAGAGACCACACCCGUAACACAGCGGCAGGUCAUUUCAUUGUCCCUGUCCAUCAUCAUUCUGCGAGCCAGACAGCAGAGAUCAUGUCCAGCACUCUCCUGCCCAGCUCUGAGUGCACUGUGAUCUUCUACUACUAUGCCCACGGUAACAACUCCAUGGCUGGACUGACCGCACAGCUGCGGAGGCUCCGGGGUGGGGAAGAUGACAUUAUUCUCUGGGGCCAGACUGUGACUCAUGGAUUCCACUGGCAGAGAGUUGAGGUCACCUUCUCCUCCUCAGUGAAGGCCAAGAUUGUGUUCCGGUUUGUGGGGAGCAGUGAGAACCGUGAAGAAUUCAUCACUGUGGAUGAUGUGUCCUUCUCACCGAGCUGUGUUCAUGACCCUGACAACAGCCAACUGCCAGAAACUCCUCCUACUCUUUCUCCCUCAACACCCACUGCACCAUUAACUACUCCCACACCUACUGACCAUCCCUGCAAGGAGAAUGAAUUUUACUGCUGGAGGUCAAGCGGGAUGAAAUGCAUCGCUUCCACUGCUCAGUGUGACUACAGCAUAGACUGCCCUCUAGGGGAAGAUGAGGAAACGUGUGGACCCUGCACAUUUGAGAAUGGAUUGUGUGACUGGAGUGAUAUAAGCCAGAGUGUCAACAAGUGGCUGAGAGUGAAAGCUGGUGACAACACAGAUCCCCCAGCUGACCACACCACAGGAACAGGACACUACGUGCAUGUGAAUUUCAGUCCUGCGUCAUCUGGAAGUGAAGCACAGUUUCAGAGCCCAUCACUGCCAUCCAGCUCCCCCUACUGCCAGAUACUGUUUUAUUUCCACCUGGGAAAAGGAGGGAAUGUGGGAGAUCUGAGUGUUUUCCUGCAGAACGAUGAGGGAAAGAGAACGCAACUCUGGACACGCAACCACAGCACUGCAACACCCUGGAGCCUGGAGUACCUGGCAGUUGGGAAGCAACAGAAACCUUACAAGGUUAUCUUCAGUAGUCAGACCACUUCACUGCAGAGUGCUGCUAAGCCUGAGUACAGUGCUACUGCUCUGGACGACAUCUCUUUCUUGAACUGUGAGACCUCAUACCAGCCACCAGCUCUGUCAGCUAUUGGCUGCUCCUUUGAGAAAGACCUGUGUGGGUGGGUGCAGGGAAGUGCUGAGGACUUACACUGGCUGAGGAAGAGUGGACCUACUGAAACAGUGAACACUGGACCUGCAGGAGAUCACACCAGUAGCAAAGGAUAUUAUGUAUAUGUUGAAAGCUCAAGUCCCAACAGAAGAGGACAGGUAGCUCAGCUUAAGUCUCCUCUGCUUUCUCCUGCUGGGGAAAAGGGAUACUGUCUUCAGUUGUGGUACCACAUGUUUGGAGCAACAGUCGGAUCACUUAAGUUGUUUCUACAGAAUGUUAGCUCCAGGAAGACAACACUGAUGUGGCAGAGGACAGGGUCUCAGGAAAACAAAUGGCAGCUGGUCCAGAGUCAUGUAACCCUACAAGAAGUUCAUCAAAUACUAAUAGAUGCUUCAAUAGGUGGAGAGGCUGGGGAUAUCGCUAUAGAUGAUAUAUCACUAACUGAAGGAGCUUGUGUCCCAACAGACGGUCUGUGUAACUUUGAGGAGGGCAGCUGUGGUUGGACGCAGCAGGCUGAUGAUGAUCUUGACUGGAUUAGAGGAUCAGGGGUUGAUCCAGUACUAAACACCAAUCCGAGCGUUGAUCAUACAACCCACACCGACAGUGGACAUUACUACUACAUGGGCUCAGACUCUUCUCAUGUGGGUGAACACACUGCUAGGAUGAGCUCCCCUCUUUUUACUGCAGGAGAUAAGCAGUGUCUUCAGGUUUGGUAUUAUAUGAGUGGGCUGGAUGGUGGAACAUUAAACGUGUAUCAGGAGCUUUCAGGUGGGGCUCAGGCUCUGCUGCUGAGCCACUCUGGAGAACAAGGCAAGCUGUGGAGGUUUUCCCAAGCACCUCUGCCCCACACAUCACCAGAAUACAGAAUUGUGGUGGAAGGUGUAAAGCAACAGAGUGACCAGGGUGUCAUGGCUGUGGAUGACAUAAUGUUAUCCACAUACCCGUGCACUGGCCCAGGCUUCUGUGACUUUGAGGUGAACAUGUGCGGAUGGAGAAACGUACUGGAUGAGGAUGAUACUGAUUGGCUGAGAGAUCAGGGAAACACUCAAGCUCCGAGUACAGGUACAAGCAUAGACCAUACCACCAACUCUUCUGUAGGUUACUACCUGUACGUGGAUAUUACGGUGGGGAAACAAGGAUCUAGAGCUUUGCUGCUGAGCGAGAUUUUCCCUGCAGACAGCACAGAAAGCACAGGACAGUGUUUCACAUUCUGGUACCACAUACAUGGCUACAAGAUAGGAACCCUCAACUUAUACAUUAAUAACAGGACCACACAUAGCAGUGGAAACAAGCUUGGGGAUCUAAUGUGGACGGAGUCAGGAGAUCAGGGGGAUGUAUGGUGGAGGAGCAGAGUCGACAUCCAUUACACUGAGCCAUUCUGGUUUGUGUUCCAGUAUCAGAAGGGCGAGGGGUCCGCUGGGAGUGUGGCUCUGGAUGACCUUCACAUUACUCCUGGGCCAUGUGACCCUGUUAUAGAACCCCCGACUACAGCAGCUCCACUUGAUGUUGUAGGAAUAGGAGUGGGAGUGACAGUGAUGAUACUGGUGAUCGCCAUCGUCUGCACCUCCUUUUACAUUCUGCGGAGGAGAAAAUCAAACAGAGAACCUCUUGUUGAACAUGAUAUGCUGGAAAAUAACGUGGCUUAUGAUCUGUAUGACUGUGAAUUACAAGAUUCCGAAUCAUGACAGGAGGAAGGUCACUUCAGCAGCUCCUAUAUUUCAAAAGGAGGGAUAGAAUCAACCAAUAGAAAUGGCAUUUCUCCUGCAUGAAAAUACUAAUAUUCCAGAAUAACUAUAUUUUUUAGCUAAUCAUAUUCUUCUGCUGGAGUCCCCUAUUCAUUCUGUUAGAGCACAUUCCUUUCCAUGUCCCAGAACAUGUAGUAAUGCAUGUUAUUAAUAAGAAAAUAUUCAAAAGUAUUUGAUGAAAUAAAGCUUAUGUAUUUUCAGUAUUGAAACUAUGAGAGGGUGUUUGCAAUUAGUUCAUGGCAUGCCACGCUGUCAACAAUAUGGGUCCUCUGUAUUUUUAUUAUCAAAAUAAAGGGUUCUAUAUA